UUCUUAACAGUACAAAAUAUGUUAGUGCUACUUUAUAACAGUGUACAUGUUUUAUUUAGGCUUAGUUUUCAUUGUUUUGGGAUUUUUUUUUUGUUAUUGUGCUAUCCCAAGAAUAAGAUAGGUAAGGAAUACUUUUUGGGUUAAGAUAUUUUUCAUUUGUAAUUGUUAGCUUUCUUUUAUGACUUAGAUCUGAAUUAUUAUUUACACAAAUAAAUUGUAUUCUAGAAGCAGUCAUGGCAGGGAGGGAGAAAAAAGGGUUGGAUGGGAUGGGGAAGGUUUAUUCAGCAAUAUCCUGCUUUAGUUUAGCCAUGAAAUGAGAGUUGCCUUUAUGUAAAUUGUUCUUACUAGGCCAGCUAGCUGUAACUGCAGCCUGGCUGGGCUUGGGUAGCAAAUAACAUGUGUAAUGGACUUUAUUCUUGGAGUGUGUAGGAAUUCAGCCUUUUAGAACUGACACAAUAGCACUAAUCUGAAAAUGAGGAAUUUGAUAUCCAAAUAUGGACAUGGAAUAUGUAGAAUGUAUAAGAGCUGUAUCUAUUCAUUUAAAAAAUAUCAUCUCUCUUGUGUUCUAUUUUAAUACCUUUCUGCUUGUUAGUAAUGUUGUGUGGUAUGUAGGAGGUUCUUUACCGCACACAGUUGCUGCAGACUUAAUAGUUGGCAGCACAGAAAGCAUACUAGACAUUCAGUUGCAUUUUGGUGUCUGUACUGUGCAUGUUUUGUGAGCUUUACUGACACUGCUGCUUUUUGGCAGUUGUUGACUUGUAUAUUUUAGUCAGAUAUAAUUUCUGGACAAAUUACUUAGCAAAUAUAGACAUUGUAUGAAAGGCAAUGCAUUAAUUUAUUGUCUUUCCAAUCUAUUAUAUUUGUGCAUAAGUAUAAACCAAAUGAGGUUUUUAGGCUCAAAAUGGCUGACCUGGAAGACUCAUUUGAAUUUUGACGUUAAUGUAAAUGAAGUUAAGAGUGUCUGGUUUAUACAGAAGAAAUUCUUUUGCAGUUAUUAAGCUGUCCACAGAUUCAAAAUGGAAAGUACAGAAGAACCUCAGAAAAAAAUCUUUAAAGCCCGAAAAACAAUGAGAGUGAGUGAUCGCCAACAACUUGAGGUGGUAUACAAAGUCAAAGAAGAGCUACUGAAAACUGAUGUCAAAUUGUUAAAUGGCAAACAUGAAAAUGGUGAUUCUGACCUAAAUUCACCAUUAGAUAAUACUGACUGUAUAGAUGGUAAGGACAUGAAUGGCAUAGAAGAUGUUUGUUUGGACCUUGAAGAUAGGAAAACUGAGUUGAAGGAAUCCCCCUCAAAUUUCUUAAAUAUUGACAUAAGAGAAGAGGAUGAUGAUUCAAGUCUAAAAUGUGCAACAGCAUCUCCUAAAAAUAUAACUUAUGAACCAGAAAAAGAUACUGUCCCUGAAACUGACAAUACAGUUCCUAAUAGCAAUAAAGAUGAUGAUAAUCUUGAAAAAAGUAGCACAGAUGAUGAAAAUUUGGACCAAAGAGAAAGAGAGAGCCCACUUGAAGACAAAACUAUAGUUAGUGAUAAUACUGAAACUGAGGAGGAAAAGCUGGAAAUGAGUAAUGUGCCUAUUAGUGCUGACCUUCCUACUGAGGUUGAAAAAAAUAUGAAUGAAAAUCCUCUUACAGAGUCAGCUUUUGAAGAAGAAGCUAUAUCAAGUAGUAUGGAAAUAGGCAAAGAUGCAAAGAGUGAAGAUAACAAAUCUCCAGGUCUUCCAGAAACCACUGAUGAAAAUGUUCAAGACGAUAAAAAUGAGAGCACCUUAGACAAUGUGGACUCUAUGGAGACAGAUGAAAUUAUUCCCAUUUUGGAAAAGCUGGCUCCUGCUGAAGAUGAACUUACUUCCUUUUCUAAAACUUCUCUCAUUCCACUUGAAGAAACAAACCCAGAUUUGGGAGAAAAAUUGGAAAAUUCUCUAGGUUCACCAUCCAAACAAGAAAGUAGUGAGAGUUUGCCAAAAGAAGCUUUCUUGGUACUCUCUGAUGAAGAGGAAACUUCUGGUGAAAAAGAUGUUGAAGUUGUCUUGCCAAAUGAAUCAAGUUCUCCAGACUCCAUGUGUCCUUCCAGCUCCUUAAUUGCCUCAGUUCCAAUGACCUGUUCCUUUACUGCACUUCAGCCACAAGUAGAAACAGAGACAAAAGAAAAGGAUGCAAAAUUAGAAGAAGAAAAGGAAGCACAUAAAGAAGAAGAAAGACCUGGAAAAAAUGAAUUGCUGUCAAGGAGAAAACGGUCCAAAUCAGAAGAUAUGGAUAAUGUACAGUCUAAACGUCGACGAUAUUUGGGAGAAGAGUAUGAAGCAGAACUCCAAGUAAAGAUUACAGCAAGAGGGGACAUUAACCAGAAGCUCCAAAAGGUUGUACAACGACUUUUAGAAGAAAAACUGAGUGCUCUGCAGUGUGCUGUGUUUGAUAAGACCUUGGCAGACCUUAAAAUGCGUGUGGAAAAGAUUGAAUGUAAUAAAAGACAUAAAACUGUUCUUACAGAAUUGCAGGCUAAAAUAGCCAGGUUGACCAAACGCUUCGGAGCAGCCAAAGAGGACCUUAAGAAAAGACAAGAAAAUCCACCAAAUCCACCUGUGUCACCAGGGAAGUCAACUGCAAAUGAAGUUGUCAGCAUUAACAAUCUAACUUAUAGAAAUGCUGGCACAGUGAGACAAAUGUUGGAGUCUAAGAGAAAUAUAGGCGAGAACACACCAUCACCUUUUCAAGCCCCUGUCAAUGCAGUAUCUUCAGCCAGCAUUGCCACCCCACAGACAGCGGUCAGUGGUCAACCUAAAUCUCAAACUCCAGUAACUUCUGGUUCCUUGACGGCAUCAGUUCUUCCUGCACCAACUACAGCUCCAGUAGUUGCUUCUACCCAGGUGUCUAGUGGAAAUUCACAACCCACAAUAUCUCUACAGUCUUUGCCAGUGAUCUUACAUGUACCUGUUGCAGUAUCCUCCCAGCCUCAGCUCCUACAGGGCCAUACAGGAACUUUGGUCACUAAUCAACAGUCUGGCAAUGUUGAAUUUAUUUCUGUGCAAAGUCAGUCUACUGUUAGUGGUCUUACCAAAAAUCCAGCACCCUUGCCAUCAACAAACUCCACUAAACCAAAUAACAGCCCAUCUGUACCCAGUCCUAGUAUUCAGAGGAACUCUCCAGCCAGUGCUGCACCAUUAGGAACAACACUUGCAGUACAGGCCAUUUCAGCAGCACAUCCUAUUGCACAAGCCACAAGGACUUCUUUACCUGCAGUAGGUACUUCAGGACUAUAUAAUCCUGCCAACAAUCGAAGUUCCAUACAGAUGAAAAUUCCACUUGCUGCAUUUGGUACUACAGCUGCUGCUCCUGCUGAGCCUAGCAGUACCACAGUUCCAUCUAGAGUUGAGAACCAGACCAGCAAAACCACAGAUACUUCUGUGAAUAAGAGAGCAGCUGAGACUACCCCACAGAGUGGAAAAGCCACAGGCAGUGAUUCAGGAGGUGUCAUUGAUCUCACAUUGGAUGAUGAAGAAGUUGGUACUUCACAAGAUCCGAAAAAACUAAAUCAUACACCUGUAUCAGCUAUAAGUCAGUCGGCUCAGCCUCUUCCUCGUCCAUUACAACCCUUGCAGCCUGCCCCCUUGCAGCAGACUGGGGUGCCAACAAGUGGACCAUCUCAAACCACCAUACACCUACUACCUACAGCUCCAACAACCGUGAAUGUAACACACCGGCCAGUGACUCAGGCUACUACAAGACUCCCCAUUCCAAGAGUUCCUACUAAUCACCAAGUGGUUUAUACCACUCUCCCUGCACCACCAGCCCAAGCUCCAGUAAGAGGAGCAGUUUUGCAAAACUCUACUGUACCUAUACGGCAGGUCAACCCUCCAAAUGGAGUCACAGUGCGAGUGCCUCAAGCAGCUACAUAUGUUGUAAAUAAUGGACUAACCCUAGGAUCAACAGGGCCUCAGCUAACAGUGCAUCAUCGACCACCACAGGUGCAUCCUGAGCCAUCUCGCCCUGUGCACCCAGCACCCCUACCAGAAGCUCCUCAACCACAACGUCUGCCCCCAGAAGCUGCCAGUACCUCCCUUCCUCAGAAGCCACACUUGAAGUUAGCUCGAGUACAAAGCCAGAAUGGCAUCGUGCUGUCAUGGAGUGUCCUAGAAGUAGACCGUAGCUGUGCCAGUGUAGAUAGCUACCACCUUUAUGCUUACCAUGAGGAUCCCAGUGCCACAAUGCCAUCACAGUGGAAGAAAAUUGGGGAGGUAAAAGCGCUUCCUCUGCCUAUGGCAUGUACUCUCACUCAGUUUGUAUCUGGCAGCAAAUACUACUUUGCUGUCCGAGCCAAGGACAUUUAUGGACGUUUUGGACCUUUCUGUGAUCCCCAGUCAACGGAUGUGAUCUCUUCCCAGAGCAGUUAAACACUCGGAGCCUUUACAUCUGUCUCUCUUUUAAGAGUUCCAUUUUUUUUGUCUUGUUUUUAAUCUUGUGCAUGAUAUUCACUGUAAAAUCCACAUUCUGCAAGAUUUCUUGGACAGAUGUGUGUAAUACACUACAUACAUUUAUAUCCAGAAGUAAAAUAAACUCUCAGUCCACAAAGCAAGAACUAUUUUCCUGGACAUUUGAAGCUUCAGGAUUUUGAAAUAUAAAUGUGCACCUUCCUUUUAAUUUUGAGAUUUGGGGACAUAGUGUGUGUAUGUGUGCGCUUGCAUGUGUGUAUGAAUGUGUGUGUGUGUGUGUAUGUGUGUGUGUGUGUAUCUGUGUGUCUUUCCUGUUUAAUUCAUUGCAGCAGUUUCUCCUCUUUACAUCCUCAGAUUUACCUCUGUUCCAGUAAAGAGUGUAAAGGUCAAGGAGAAAAUAGCAUGAACAGUUAGGAUUCUGCUUCUUGAUGAGGGUGGGUUCAUACUUUGCACUACAUAACUGAAGCUAAAUGUAACCCAAAGAAACAAACAAAAAGCACAUCCGAAAUAAUUAUUCAGUAGGCUAAUUCAAACAUAGGAACGGAUUUCUUCAUAUCUUUCUUAACUUGGGUCCUUUUCCUAGUCUCUGCUUAAAUUUUGACUGGGAAAAAUAAAAGAACAUUUGUCUUCUAAACUACUCAUUCUCUGCACUGAGGAUAUGUUCUCAAAUGCAAACAUUAAUGAAGGAAGAGAACAUUAAUUCUGGUUGGUUUUGUUGAAAGAAUAUAGUAAAGAUAAAAAAGACUCUCCUGCUUGAAUCUGAGAACUUGUCUAGGACAUUUAAUAUCCACUUAAUUAACAAUCCCCCUCUGCCCUUCCCUUCUCUCCUACCAACUCUUUUAAAUUUAUUUUGUGCCUUAAAGAUUUAACUAUAAAAAUAAACAUGGCCAUAUCUCCAUUGCUGUUUACUUUUUUUCCCUUUGAGAUUUUUAUUUUAUACCUCCAUUUUUCCUCUAACUUCAGAAAAUGAUUUUUCUUUUUUUUUUCUGUUGGAAGGUGUUGGAGUUAGGGGAAACAAAACCUUAGGCUCUUUUAUGAUUCUUAUCCCAUGUUAUCAUUAGGUCUACUCAAAAUUCUUGAUUAAGCUAUCUGUCCUCCUCCUCACUCCUUAUAAUAUACCCCAAAGUGUGAUUGUUACUACCAGUUAAGCUGACUGCAUGCAGUGUGUGGACCAAAGUUUUACUAGGUUUUAUCUUAUAAACGUCAUCCUUCAGACAUCUUUGGCAUCAACACGGCAUACUUACAACAAAGAUUAACAAGACAAUUCUAGUUUAUCAUUACCAUAAUUUUUAAAAUAUUCUCUUAAUUUUAGAGUAGCAAGACCAUUUCCAAUAACUUAAAAUUCAAGGCAGAGUUAGCAUUAGAAAACAUGUUUAAAAUACCGUCUCGAUGAUUUGAAGCAACCAGUGUACUAUUUUAAGAUAAAUCAAGAAUGGUUCAUAUCUUUUUUUCACAUCAUUCUUAUUGACUUGUUCUUAGCAGUCAUGCAAAUGACUUGUAUCUUUUGAUGGUGCCAAGGUAACAGUUAAAACUGCCCUCAUAAAAUUUUGCAUAUGCUUUGGUCAAAAUUAAAGGUGUAUCACUCUGUAUUGUUUUAUUUAGCAUAAUUUUAUUUAAACUGCUGGGAAUCAUAAUUUAGCUCCAAGGGAUUCAGCCUUAGAUCAUGAUUUGUUUGUUUUUUAAAUGACAACCAUAUUGGUAUUCAACAGGUACUGAGGAUAGAUUUGUUGGUGGGGAUGGGAGGGUUGGAAUAAGUUAGGAGAGGGUUAUAAAAGAGACUUGUGAAGGAGUCUGUGAAAUAACUUUCUAAAUUUGUUAUAUUGGUGGCUUUGUUCCUGCCAUCUCAUUUUUAAAAAUCUUAAAUCUGAGAUUUGUAACUUUCUUGAAGCAAAGGAGGGGGCUAACUUUGUUCUCCUCCUGUCCUUUUUUGUAUAUCUUUGAUGGUUUGUAGUUGGACCUGUAAGGAAAUUAUCUUCUGAGAGAGUUCACAUUUCAGAUUAAUACAAUGUCAUCUGUUAGUGUGAACAGUUUAGGCUUGGUGCUGAACAAAGCCUUUCUAACUACUGAUUGCCAAUAAUGUAAUGCUCUGAUGCCUUCCUUUCACUUUCAAGGAAUAAGACUACAAUGAGAAUUAGGGUUGUGUCAAAGCCAAUUGGUUCUUUUAUUGUUUUUAUAGUGAGUAUGCUUUGAGCCAGUUCUUGCCAACUAUGGGCCUUGUAGUCAUUUGUUAGAACUAUUUUUAAGGGUGACAGUAAAGAAAUUGCCAAUGUCACACCUAAGAACUUGGGAUGGAAAUUUCAUUUGGAAGCGAUGUCGUUUUAUAUAUGUAUAUAAACAUAUACAUUUUUCUACGUGUGUGUGUGUGUGUAUAUAUAUAUAUAUAUAUGUAUGUGUGUAUAUAUAUAUAUAUAUAUAUAUAUAUAUAUAUAUAUAUAUAUAUAUAAAUUUUUAACAGUAAAAAAGAGAUGCUUAUGUUUUCAUGAUGAUUCCUGACUACAGCAUGCCCAUCUUUGACAAUGUUCUUUAUUGGCUUGUUUAAUGGUUAUGUGAUGCCUACCUACUUGCUGACUUUGCUAGAAAAAAUAUAUUGCCUAGAGUGACCAGUAUGUCUUUACAUUCACAGGCAUUCGUGUUUAUGACAAAAGCCUUCCUAGUACAAAGACAUGUAAGUCAGGUAGCAAAGCCAAGCAAGUAAAAAUUAUUUCCUUAUUUAGCCUAUUUUCCCACUGUGUGUUAUAAAAAAAAAUCUGAAAUCGCAAAUAGUAAUCUUGAAAAAUUACUUUGUAAAAUUUUGUUUAUCUUAAUGAAAUAGGGCAAAAAUAAUACUCUGAGCGUUUUCUUGUUCCAAACAGUGGAAGGAAGUUGCAAAGAGAAUUGCAAUAACUCGGAGACAGCAAAUUAGGGACUUUGGUCCUCGUAUAGAACAAUACUCAAUAUGUAUAAAUUUGUGGUUUUAGUUAUGAAUGGUCUGAUUACAAGUGUUUCGACAUAAACCAGUGGAUCGGUAGUACAUUUCAGUUUAUUAACUGCGGCCAACCCUCAGACUAGUACCCCUAUGGGGUCUGGAGGCAGCAGCUGAUUGAAUGCAUGUACUACGAGGGGUCGAGGGUGAAACUUAAAGCACUUCUUAUUCCUUGGCUAGUCUCACUUUGAGAGUCUGGACUUUUGAUGUUACUUUUAGGGAAAAGCUUAGAUCACAAAUAACUAGAAGUAGCCACUUUGAACAGUUCUGCUCUGGUUAAGAGUUACACUCCAUGUUACCUCUUUACUCCAUGGUACCUUUUCACAGAGUAUUAUAAGCUGGAUUUUCACAUUAUGGGAAUGCAAGGUUGCUACAUUUUUAGUAUGGCAAUAUCUCCCUAAGUGUUGCCCUGUUGGAAAUCUUGAGAAUUUUGAGGAUUUUAACUUGAAAUGUAGUAAAAGUUUAGUUGACUUUUGAAGUGGCAGUGCUGUUUUUUUUUUUUAAUUUUGUACUUUGUCAAAUUAACGGUUCACCCUGUUUUAAGUGUGAUUAUUCCUUUCAAAAAUUUUUGUUCUUGCCAGUAAAUAUGUAAAUGGAACACAGACUCCACUGAUUCAUAAAUAUAAUUUUCCCCUCUUCCAUUUCUAAAUAUGAAGAAUACUGUGAUACUUUCCCCCAAAACUUGUUUAUGGUGGAGUUGUGGCAAAUAGCUUCCUCUCUGUUGGAAGCUGACUGUUCACUGGAGUGACCCUUUUUUUUCCUCACUCAUUUUUCCCCUUUUUAUGAUAGCUGGUAAUAAGUACCUCUGAAGAAACCUCCUGAACCAAGGAACUUGAGAUAAUUUGCAAUCUUAGGGUAGAUAUGUCCUUAUGCAAAACUGCUCCAAAAGCAGCUUGAUUGCUUUAUACAAUUUCCUCAGUUCUAUUAAGUGUUAUCUUGGUUUUUGUUCGUUUUUUUUUUAAUUUCUGUACACAUUUAGAUCUGGGUAAUUUAAAAUGGAAAAGGCAAAUUAUAGCAAGUCUUACCUACUACCAUUUAUGUAGUCUUAGUAAUACUGCAUGAUCUUUAUAAUGUGCUCAUCAUCUUUGGUCUGAAAGUUUUCCAGUACUGUACAAAAUUGAAAAAAAAAAAGUAAUGCCUGUGGUAUCCUUCACCUUCUCUGCACACUGUGAUCUUUACACAGAGUUACUGCAAACCUCCAAGUGUUCUCUUCCCAGCUUCCCUUCUCCUUGGGCCAUUUCUGUCACUAUUCUGUGAUUUCUCAUUAUGAUGCAGAUCUGUGUGUGAACCUAGUUUUGCUCUAAUUCCCAGAAUAACCAUGUCCCAGUAUUAGAUAGAUUGCAAAUAACACUAUCCAAAAGCAAGCUAUGAACCUGCCUUCCUAAGUAUUUACAUUUAGGAAACCAUAAAGUCUUUUUUUUUUUAAUAUUUUGGGGGGCUGUUGGGGUAAAUACAAUUGGCAAUUUAAAGGAGUUCAGAUGAGGUUGUCAAUAUGACAGCCAUAUUUGUUAUCCAAUAUUCAUCCCCUUGAGCCAGCAAAUGGGGAGUGUAAGUGCUACAAAAAUGAACUCAAGAACAGAAAUGAAAUGUUUUAUCUUGCUUUGCUUUUCAUUUUCAAAUUAUUUUGUCAUUAUCAUGUUAAAAUCAGUUUCUCUUUGUUUCUCUUUUGUUGUAUAUGUAGGCUGAGUACUCACUUUUUAUAUUUAAAUGCUGUCUGGUUUUAAAGAGUUUUGUUUGUAAAUAAAGUUUCUGGGCUACCAUCCUACUUUUGGGGAUCCAGGCUUUAGUAAUUUAUCAGCCAUUUAAAAAUUAAAUAUAAGAAUAAAUACUUUGUAGGAAACUUGGAGCCUGAUUUUGUUUUCCUUUUGUUGUUGUUGUUGUUGUUGUUGUUUUUGUUUUUUGCAGCUGAAGGUGUAAAUAAUAUAAGAUAAUGUAGGACCUACCCAAAGCCCACUGUAAAUUGGGCUACUGCAAGCUGUCCCUAUUUUUAUUAGGUUUGGGAUUUUUUGUUUUGUUUUUGUAUGUUUGAUAGAUUAGUGUCUGUACAAGUGUUAACUGUAGUGGGAUUUUGUCCAACAAGCCUGAAAUUUAUACUUUGAAAUAAACUACUGGGUUUUUAA
Messenger RNA from Monodelphis domestica (gray short-tailed opossum), 9509 nucleotides. It is a transcript of the gene ATF7IP, whose product is annotated as activating transcription factor 7 interacting protein. Gene Ontology annotation, biological process: regulation of DNA-templated transcription. Gene Ontology annotation, cellular component: nucleus; transcription regulator complex. Lineage: Eukaryota; Metazoa; Chordata; Mammalia; Didelphimorphia; Didelphidae. Gene Ontology annotation, molecular function: protein binding; transcription coregulator activity. The record is from RefSeq and is a predicted model, not a curated record.